AUGGCGAGAGGGAGAUCUUUGCAAGGUAUCAUCGAACAUGACGAAUACCGACAAGACUUCUUAGCCACCCCUACAGGUCCCUCCUUUGAGAUGGCUGAGAUGCCUAUUCCUGAGCCUCGUGGACGACAACAAACUCCUCCAGCGCAGCAACAUCAAGAGCCGACCAAGGUGAAGACUGAGCAGAACGUCUUUAAUGAUGAUUUUGACUUCUCAAGCAACAACAGCCCGAUUCCCGUACUAAGUUUGAACAACACCGCUGCUCCAGUUCUGACCUCUGAUCAAGUUAAAUCUGGGAGUAGUUCGCCUACAAGGCUUGCUCUAUCACCACGCCGUAUGUCGAUAUCAGACCUCAACCUCGAACCCGGUAUUGAAGCAUCCAUCGAGGAGACAAAUGUCACCCUAGAUGAUAUUGCUCAAUACAUUGAAGGCCCAGACCCUGUGGAUAACAAGUGGGUUUGCAAGUUCGACGACUGUGACAAGAAAUUCGGUCGGAAAGAGAACAUCAAGUCGCAUGUACAAACUCACCUUGGCGACCGACAGUUCCGUUGCGAUCAUUGUAAGAAGUGUUUCGUCCGAGGUCAUGAUCUCAAACGCCACGCCAAGAUUCACACUGGCACAAAGCCAUAUCCAUGCCUAUGUGGGAACUCUUUCGCGCGUCAUGAUGCUUUAACAAGGCAUCGGCAGCGGGGGAUGUGCAUCGGAGCUUUCGAUGGCGUUGUUAAGAAAGUGAUCAAAAGGGGAAGACCAAGAAAGCAUAGACCAGAUAUGGAUGAUCGCCUCGAGAAGGCAGGCCGGACGCGACAGAAGUUUGCUGAACUACAGGACAGUUAUACCUCAUCGGCUUCUAGCUGCUCGAUGUCCAGCUGGGGUUCACCACCAACUGAGAAUUUUGAGAGUUUAAGCAUCAGAGGGACCUCACCGUACGAAAGCAUGCCUUUGUUUACAGUAGCACCACAUGUUGGAACACUUGAUCCUAUGAUGAGCUUUCCCCCUGACAACUUCUCUUUUACUCCACCAGCAAGUCCUGGCUACUCAACAGGAAACAAACCUAGCCCGACUUACCGGGAGCUUACACCUGCAGAACUGGGAGACAUUGCAGACUUCCAAACCUGCACUUCCGCGCAAAUGCUUCCAGAGCUGCCUGUCAUGGAUCAGGGUUUGCCGCUCAUCAGAAUGGUGAAUGGAUUGUCUCUCCCGGAUUCCGGACACAGCUUACCAAGCUUGUCGCAUUCAAGUUCUUCACCUGCUGCCGAUGUGGUAGUCUUUGAUUUUUCUGAUCUAUCAGCUAGUGGUCUCCCUUCGGCAUCACACACCUCGCAGCUACCCUCGAAGCUUGAAUCCGACAGGAAUGACUUCGAUACCUUCCUCGAUUAUGACUCCUUGGACAUGGGUCUCGAUACCUCAAACCAGGAUUUCUUUGUAAAUAUCUGA
This is a messenger RNA of Exophiala aquamarina CBS 119918, 1431 nucleotides long. Its product is annotated as regulatory protein SWI5. Bases 1 to 1431 code for a protein of 476 amino acids. The record is from RefSeq and is a predicted model, not a curated record. NCBI's taxonomy places the organism in Eukaryota, Fungi, Ascomycota, Eurotiomycetes, Chaetothyriales, Herpotrichiellaceae. Gene Ontology annotation, molecular function: DNA-binding transcription factor activity, RNA polymerase II-specific; RNA polymerase II cis-regulatory region sequence-specific DNA binding. Gene Ontology annotation, biological process: regulation of transcription by RNA polymerase II. The transcript has a single exon. Gene Ontology annotation, cellular component: nucleus.